AUGACCACUCGGCCACGGCGAGUCGACGCUCUACUGGCCGAGGCCCUCGAGAGUUCAGGCACCCGAGCGCGCGGCGGUAACGGCGCCAAGAACCCGAGCGCAGGCAUGCAGCUGCUGCUGCGGCUGCGGAUUAUGUUCGCCGAGUCGGCCAUCCCCGGCCUUCGCGUCAUCCUCGGCCUGUCUCACCCGGUGCGACGGCUCGCCUGGACGGCUGCCUUGGCAGCGCUUGUGUACGUAGGCCUCAACGACCUCUACAUUGUGUUCAGAGAGUACUUCGAGUACGCCGACACAGUCGACGUCAUGUGGGCCAGAUCACCCGAAGGAAUGGCGCUGCCUGCUGUUACGGUUUGCAACGUGAAUCAGUUACGCGAGGACAACGCUACGCAGCGCGAGGAGUUCCACAAGUGGAUCGCCGAACUGCAGCGGCGGAACGAGACGACGGCCAAGUUGCUGGGUCAUCAGAGGGAGAACAUGGUUGUCAGCUGCCUGGUCGGCGGGAAAGACUGCAACACUCCCGAGCAUCUUCAAGUGAAAGUUUACGGCCCUUACGGCAACUGUUUCUGUCUGGGCUGCAACCUCAGUGCAGAAAGAGAGAAGAUACAGACGGCCUACAGUCCCGAUCAAGGUGUCCGCCUGCUACUGAACCUGGAGUUGAACGAGUAUCUUCCUCACACAACCGAAGCGGGCUUCGUCGUCAGCGUCCAUCAGCCGGGAGUGCAGGUCGACUUCCGCGACAGCAUUUUCUUGCUGCCUUGCCACACAACAAUGAUCAGCGUUACGCAGUCUAUUUACUUUCGGCUGGAGCCUCCGUACCGUAACCCGUGUCAGCGAGGCUUCCCCGAAAAAUACCGUGAAUAUAUUCCCCAAGAUAGAGUGUACACGAGAAAGGCUUGCAGGCAGAUUUGCGCCCAGCUGCAUGUGAUCGCUGCUUGUGGAUGCCAGUCACAUGACUACGACACGGUCGACAGGUCGCUGUCUGACAUAUGCAAUGAAGACGACGAGGAACUCAGGUACCAGUCUAUAACAGGCAAGGAGGAGAAUUCAAACGUCCCCAAGCUGGUCAAGGGAGAGCUCACGGUUAUCGAACACGACACCCAAGUCAAGGAUAUUGAAAACGUCCCCGUAGAACUAAUUCCACCACGUAAGACGCCCGACAACAUCUUCGUACUCAACGUCUAUAGCAGUCCGAGAUGCCGCAAACACCGCUUUCACGUCCUCUUCAAACGAGCGCUCGAUAUCGCCCAGGAGCAACAACUCUUCAUUGGAGGCGACUUCAACGCGGUGCAUACGGCGAGGGGUUACAAACACGAUCAGCCGAAAGGCAGGCAUUUGUGGGAAACGGCGCAACUCGCCGGACUCGAGCUGGUCACUGACAUAGCGGCACCAACUAGGCAGGGUAACAGCGUCAGCACUGACACCACGCUGGACCUUGCCUUUCCGUGCAAUAAAGGAAAGGUGACUUGGAGAAACACCAUGCAAGACUUGGGCAGUGACCAUUACAUUAUAUUUAUAGAAGCAGAAGGCGGCCCACAGGAACACAAUGCCGGUCGCCAAAUGAAGAUCACCAAUUGGGAACUACUACGACAAAAUCGAGACAAGCAACAGAUUGAAGACAGGAAAGACAUUGAGCAAUGGACCGACCAACUUCGGCGGAACAUCGAGAGGGCGACGCAAAUGAUGCCGCCAACAGCUGGGCUUGAUACGUAUCAAUAG
Molecule: messenger RNA, 1713 nt
Organism: Rhipicephalus microplus (southern cattle tick)
Lineage: Eukaryota; Metazoa; Arthropoda; Arachnida; Ixodida; Ixodidae
Product: acid-sensing ion channel 4-B-like
Biological process (GO): sodium ion transmembrane transport
Cellular component (GO): plasma membrane
Molecular function (GO): ligand-gated sodium channel activity
Source: RefSeq, a predicted model, not a curated record